AUGGUCACGGCUGGCGUGGUAGUGGAGGCAGGGUGGGUGUUGUCCCAGGACCAGCUGGCCCAGGACCACCUCCUGCAGGGGUUGUGGGGAGACACCAGAACCACCUGCCGAGGACUCAUCCUCGAUCUCACCACCAGCAGCAAUAUUGAGGUCAUCCAUAGGUUGGCUGAGGCAGCAGGAUUGAGGAAGAUGCCAGAUACGCACGUCGUGGUAGUGGGUGAAAAGGCUGGGGUGAAGGGGGUCCUUCUUCACCAUAGCCUCCGUAACACCAUCCAUGUCCUCUACCUGGCCCUCACCCUUCAUACCCUACCACGCCUCAGUUUCUCACGUCUCAGGAAGAUCAUCCCACAAGAUGACGUAAGAAGUGAGCGUGUGUGGGUGUACCGGCGGUGUCUCUACUGCAACAACGGGGAGGCGGACGUCCAACUUAUCCACCAGUAUAACAUCAAAACAUUCCCUAAGUCUACUGACAACCUAUUCCAAGAGCAGAUACAAAGUUUGAUGGGCCACCGACUGUCGAUCGUGUCAGUGCCUCACUUUCCAUACAUGGACUUCGACAGGGACAUCGAGCCAGGCAGCAUUAUCAUAGCCAAGGACUCCAUAGACACCCGCUUGAUCCACACAUUUGCAGCCAAACUUAAUUUCACUUUCGAACAUCGGGCUGAGCCUGAACUUACUUGGGGUCUUGAGAAGAACGGAACUUUCAACGGUAUGAUUGGUCAGCUUCAACGAGAAGAGACGGACUUCUGCACCAUAGCUGGUCCUACACCAGAACGCCUGAAAGUUGUAGAUUACCUGAGGGGAUAUCCCUCAGACCCGAUGACUGUGACGUCUCUGAAGCCUUCGCUGCUGCCUCAACAUCUCUCAUUAAUAAGACCUUUUGAAGGAGAACUGUGGGGGGCACUGCUGGCAAGCGUGGUAGCGUGGGGGGUACUCAUGUGGCUGAUGCAGAGAGCAUGGCAGUGGGUGGUAAGAGGUCGAGGCGUUAAGUUCAGUACUGCCCUCCUGUACGGCUGGGGGGCCCUCCUGGAGCAGCCGCCUCCCAACCCUUCUGUCAGCGACUCAGGACGACUGUUGGUGGGUUGGUGGCUGGUGUUCUGUCUGGUCAUCACCACGGGCUUCCGUUCAUCAUUGAUCGCUCACUUGACAGUCCAGGGUAAGACGGUGCCCAUAGAAAGCUUCGAGGACCUAGUGAAGCUAAACAACUGGAAGUGGGGCACUGAGCCCUGGCUACUUAAAGGCGUACCCUAUGAUUAUUUCUCAAAGCACACCGACCCAGUCGUACAGACGAUAUUUAAGCAUAUGGAGAAAGUAUCGGCUGAGGAGGGGCUGCAGAAAGUAAAAGCUGGCGGCUACUCUUUAAUUGACUGGGAGAAUUACCUCUCCAUCGUCAUAGCUUCCUACUACACUGAUGACCGUGGCAACACGCCCUUCUAUAUCAGUAAGCAGGGCAUCUCCAUAAUGGCUGCAUUUGGGUGGGGCUUUAGGAAAGGUGCACCAUUCUAUCGACGUUUUAGUCAGCUGAUGUUUCGAUUGGAAGAUGCAGGAGUUAUAAACCACUGGACUAAGGAGGUGAUAGCCAUGCGUGUGAAGGAGAACAGGGCUGCUGCACACUUGGUAAUUCAGGAAUUCCUCGGGGAUAUGACACAGGAUGGAAGGAAAGAAAUGUCCUUGGGGCUGCACCACCUACAAGGUGCAUUCUAUCUUCUCUUUUUGGGCAUUGGCAUCGCCUUCCUCAUUCUUCUGGGGGGAAAUUAACCCAAUAACGCUCCCAGUACAGUAGCAACUCAUGCUGACAGGCGGUGCAGGAAGGAAUACGUCAACCAUCCUAGUUCUACUUGUGAGCAGGGCGGUGCCCUUCUGAGAGCCGAGUUAGUGAAGGUCAAGGACGAAAACUUUAAAUUAAAGGAAGUGAUAGCGAGGAUGAAGGAGGAAGACACGAGACAAGGAAAGUCCGUGUCUGACAAAAACUCAGGUGAAUGGAAGGAAGUGAAAAGAAAAACGACCAAACUGGUGGUGAGAAAAGACACAUAAGAACAUAAGAAGAACAUAAGAAAAUAAGGUUGGC
Messenger RNA from Homarus americanus (American lobster), 2068 nucleotides. Its product is annotated as glutamate receptor ionotropic, delta-2-like. Gene Ontology annotation, cellular component: membrane. NCBI's taxonomy places the organism in Eukaryota, Metazoa, Arthropoda, Malacostraca, Decapoda, Nephropidae. The transcript is spliced from 10 exons. The record is from RefSeq and is a predicted model, not a curated record. The coding region runs from base 1 to 1758 and encodes 585 amino acids. Gene Ontology annotation, molecular function: ligand-gated monoatomic ion channel activity.